CUCUUCAUCGUUCGCAGAGUCCUCGGCGUCUCGGAUGACAUCUGGCUCCUUGAACCUGGGCAGAAGCUCAACUCAAGGAAACAUCUUGUCAGCCCCACUGCACCUUCCCAACGCUCUUCGAAAUGGCUUCGAGCACUCGUUCACACCUGCCACGACCGUCAACUCGAAAGAACAAGCGGCAGGGUUGCAGGAACAAGCGGCCAUCCCUCAGCUCUGGUUUCAACUUCUCUACUCGACAUUCACUUACAUCAGCAGCAGAUGGACGGCCAUCAAAAACGAAAAGCACAAUGA
Messenger RNA from Neurospora hispaniola, 291 nucleotides. RefSeq lists its product as uncharacterized. The transcript is spliced from 3 exons. The annotation marks the transcript as partial. The record is from RefSeq and is a predicted model, not a curated record. Lineage: Eukaryota; Fungi; Ascomycota; Sordariomycetes; Sordariales; Sordariaceae.